AUGGGUGACAAAUUAGUGAAGCAAAUACUUGCAAAGUCGAUCCACCUGACAGACCAAGUAAUCAAAGCAGCUGACGAAUCAAUAGGUUACAAACUAGAAUGUUGGGACCUUAAAUCUAAAUCUGAGAAAAUCUCUGAUUUUCUCCAGCAAGCAAUGGCAAUGAGCUCCGAGCUGUACGAGCGCCCCCUCUGGCGGAUGUUCGAGAAAACCGAACAGGUACUCAACAAAGCCCUUUUGUUGGUAAUUAAGUGCGACACAAAGAAGUGCUUCUUCUUCUUCAACAUAAUCUCAGCCGCUGAUUUUCGUAAAACGUCCUCCCAACUUCAAAACUCUAUCGACGAUAUUUCAUGGUUAAUAUGUAUCUCCGCACUGGAUGAAUAUCAAGUCGGCCAUGAUUUCGGCAUUCCUCCCAUAGCCGCUAAUGACCUCGUGCUCUGUUUCAUUUGGAAACAAAUUGCCAGACUCUGUACCGGCUCACUGGAGGAUCGUUCGGAUGCCGCUGCUUCGCUUGCUUCACUAGCAAAUCAAAGCGACAGUUUGGGAAAGAUGAUUAUUGAAGAAGGAGGAGUGGGUCCCCUUUUGAAAUUAAUGAAGGAUGGAAACAGAGAAGGCCAAGAGAAUGCUGCAAAAGCCAUUGGUAUAAUCAAAGUCACCAAUUCAGCCAUCAUACUCAUCACAAACGCAAAUAUGCGAACAUGGGAACGUACAAGGCCGGAGGUGUCUUAUAACUUAACCUAUUCAACUCUAAGUCGAGAUGUGCUAAAUAUAUAUGAUGAGGUCUAG
Messenger RNA from Vicia villosa (hairy vetch), 783 nucleotides. RefSeq lists its product as uncharacterized. Gene Ontology annotation, biological process: cell surface receptor signaling pathway. The transcript has a single exon. Lineage: Eukaryota; Viridiplantae; Streptophyta; Magnoliopsida; Fabales; Fabaceae. Gene Ontology annotation, molecular function: protein binding. The coding region runs from base 1 to 783 and encodes 260 amino acids. The record is from RefSeq and is a predicted model, not a curated record.